Molecule: messenger RNA, 2178 nt
Organism: Austrofundulus limnaeus
Lineage: Eukaryota; Metazoa; Chordata; Actinopteri; Cyprinodontiformes; Rivulidae
Gene: bicdl2
Product: BICD family like cargo adaptor 2
Exons: 11
Coding region: 404-1717 (437 amino acids)
Biological process (GO): vesicle transport along microtubule; Golgi to secretory granule transport
Source: RefSeq, a predicted model, not a curated record
CUGCAGUCUCCAGGGUAGAAGUCCUGCAGUGCUCGAGCUAUCAGGAUAGGAUCUGUGCAGAAGUAUAAAACUGCCAUGAGGAGGAGGAGGAGGUGUGGCCGGCUGGUUGUAUUUACACGCUGUGUGUUCCCACUGCCACGGAAACCAGCUGAGCCUCUGUUGCGCAAAUACUCCCAGACCCACACACACACACAAUUCACCAAACAGGAAGCCUUGAAUACCUGUUGAUCUGAGUCUGAACCGUCCGGCAGAUUUGUCUGAGUGCUUCAGGAAACACGAACUUUGUGAGGAUUUUUGUUGGAAACAUGAGCCGAUCGAGGCCAGAGCAUCAGUGAUUAUAGUCAUAUCGAAGAUCUGAACCUGCCGGGGGUGACGCCUUUCUAACUGAUUCCAAGUGCCAGCGAUGUUCACCACCAGGAAAAACAGCUUACCCUCACCCAGUCUGGAGGAUUCCUUCUUCCCCCUCUCCUCUUCCUCUUCAAUAGCCCUCUCCUUUGGGCUCGCGUCAUCUUCGUCUCCCUCUGGUAGCGUCGACAGCGGAGGAGCUAUAGAUGCUGACCUGAUCCUCGCUGCGGAGCUGGGGCAGGCGCUGCUGGAGAAGAAUGAAGAGCUGGCAGCUGCUCUGGAGCAGAGGGAGAAGGAGGUUGAGGAUUUACAGCAGGUGAAACUGAAUCUCCAGAGGAAGCUGGAGAUGAACGAGCUGGAGUCUGGCCAGAAGGAGGCCGAACUGAUGACGGAUUUAGCUGCUCUGAAAGCCGAGCUGGAGAAAUACCGCAACGAGGGACGAGACCGGCGGAAGGAUGAGAGCGAGCAGAUGGCCCAGUUAGCUAAUCACAACCAGCGGCUGGUGGAGCAGCUGGCUGAGGCCGUGACGCUGGAGCACACCUUGAGGACGGAACUGCGUUCCCUCAGAGAAGAGAUGGAGGAUUCCUCUUUUAACCGAAAAGUCAGCUUCACACAGCUAGAAAAUAUGCAAGCAGAGAAUCGAGUUCUGGUGGGGCGUCUCUCCCAUAUAGAAACACAACUCAAAGCCUCAGAAGAGGACUGCCAAAGACUGCGGUCUGAGAGAGCUGGACUGAGGGUCCGGCUGUCGGAGCUGCAGGUGAAGCUGAGCGAGAAAGAAGCCGAGAUAGAGCAGGAGCAGGGGGCUGUAUUUGAGUUGCGCACCUUAAAUCGUUCUUUACAACAAAAAGCUCUGAACCUGGGAGAGGAGAGCGUCCUGGACAGCCCACACACACAUCCUCUGUCUUUGCUGAGUGAAAUUCAGCAAACACAGGCUACAGAGGCUCUCCUGGCUCACUCCACCGUGCUGCAGGCCAAGGAUGAAGAAAUGCAGACAUUAAAGGAGGAGCUUCAGUCUCAGCGGGAAGAACUGGAGUCUUUGAGGGAGGAAGUCAAACCCUUCAGAAGCAGCCCAGGAAAACCAAGCUACAGCUCUUUGGAGCGUGAGCUGGCCUCGGUCCGUCAGGAAAAAGAAUCGCUGACUCAGCAGCUCCUCAACACCAUCAAGCACAAGGUGGCGCUGUCUCAGGAGCUGGAUGCUUGGCAGGAGGACAUGCGCUUGGUGAUCUGUCAGCAGGUGCAACAAAGAGAGGAGAAGAAGAAGAAAGAUGACCAGGAAGAGAAGGAACUUGCAGUCGGACUCCACAGGAGCAAGUCUUUGAAACUGAAAGGAGAAAGGGGGAAAAAUUUCUUCUCCUUUUUCAAAGACAAAUAGAGAACUCUAAACGGACAGUAUUAGUCUUUCUUUUCCUCACCAGAGAAUGAACACUUUGAUCUGAUAUCGCCAUCAGCAAGUAAAAUGUUUACAAAUUUUAUAUUUGAAGAUAUUUGUAUGUGUAUAUAUGUACAGAAUAUUCAUUUUAGACUGUAUACUCACUGAAAUAUUAAAUAUAUGUUUUUUUAUAUUAUAAUCACCUGUUUUUACAGCUUUAAUGAUAAAUGUGAGUUGUACAUUUGAUAUACAGCUGAAAACAAGUCAUGUUUUAAAAGAAAUGCAGGGAUUUGUGCAAAAGUUGAAAAUGGUGUUACCUCAGAUAUGAUAUCAGUUAUUUUUUUUAUGUUUACUCUGCUGAAGGCCUUCCCAGCAGAGUUUGUUUUUYUGGAAACCAGUUGAAGCAAGUGAUUUUGUUAAAAAUGUUUUGAGCAGUUAAAAUCUUAAACAUCUCUUUAAACAAA